GGACGAUAAAGCAGCAGAACAGAAACCUCACUCACUACCAGAAGGAGAGAGAGAGAGAGAGAGAGCACUCGCUCGCUCCGCAACUUUUUAUCUGUCGCCUGUAUGAGAGGAGAAUGUGAGCGUACUCCAUGGUUAGAGGCAAAGUAAAGUAGAAGGGAGAGAAGAAAGCGAAAUAAAGGAAGAAAGAGAAGCCGCAUCGCGAGAAAAGUAAGCAAGGGAGAGACGAAACAGUCGCCGGCGAGGGAGGAAGAAAUGGCCGGUGAGGGCGGGGCAUUGUCGUUCUCGGCGGCUUCGGUGGUGGAGGAUGUACUUCAACAGCACGGGACUAGGUUGGGAGUCGUUGAUUUGGACUCCAGACGAGCUGAGGAAGCCGCCUCAAGAAGGUAUGAAGCGGCCGGGUGGUUGAGGAAAACGAUCGGAGUACUGGCGGCCAAGGAUUUACCAGCUGAGCCAUCGGAAGAAGAGUUCAGACUUGGGCUCAGGAGCGGAAUCAUCCUCUGCAAUGCCCUCAAUAAGGUUCAAACUGGAGCUGUCCCCAAGGUGGUUGAGAGCCCGUGUGAUGCCGCUCUUAUACCAGAAGGAGCAGCGUUGUCAGCAUUUCAGUAUUUUGAGAAUGUCAGGAAUUUCCUUGUGGGUGUGCAGGAAAUGGGAAUUCCAACUUUUGAAGCCUCUGAUCUUGAGCAAGGAGGUAAAUCUGCAAGGGUGGUCAAUAGUGUUUUGGCACUUAAGUCUUACAGUGAAUGGAAACAAGCAGGAGGAAAUGGAGUUUGGAAGUUCGGUGGGAAUGUAAAACCUACUGCCCCCGCAAAAUCUUUUGUGAGGAAGAAUUCGGAGCCCUUCACCAAUUCUUUGUCUAGGAAUAUGUCAGCAUAUGAGAAGCACUUGAACACUCUCUCUGCUGAUGUUGAUCCUAGUAAAAUGGUUACUGGAUCCUUGAGUAUGCUUGUUCGUGCAGUUCUGUCAGAUAAGAAACCAGAAGAAGUUCCCGGGUUGGUUGAAUCAGUGCUCUCAAAGGUGGUUGAUGCGUUUGAGAAUCGUAUUUCAGGCCACUAUGAUAUGACCAACAAGUUCUCCACCCACUCUGCACCCCUUGAUAAAAAGGCUGAAGCCAAAAGCACCAGAGUCUAUAAGAAAGAAGAAAGCUAUGAGAAAUGUCACGUGCCUACUGAGGAAAUGAGAAGUAAAAUCCUGAAGCAGCAGGCACUGUUUGAUCAACAGCAACACGACAUUCAGGAUUUGAAGCAAACUCUCCACAUUGCAAAAGCUGGUAUGCACUCCAUGCAGAGAGAGUUUCAUGAGGAGUUUAACACUCUAGGUGUGCAUAUUCAUGGCCUAGCUCAUGCUGCAUCCGGUUACCACAAGGUUCUUCAAGAGAACCGUAAGCUGUACAAUCAGGUCCAAGACCUUAAGGUUCAUUUUGGUUGAGCAGGAAGUAUCCGGGUUUACUGCCGAGUGAGGCCAUUUCUUUCUGGACAAUCAAACUUCUUGAGCAGUGUGGAUUCUUUGGAAGAAGGAACCAUUUCUAUUAAUACAUCAUCGAAACAUGGGAAUAGCAGGAAAUCCUUCAGCUUCAAUAAAGUCUAUGGACCAUCUGCAACCCAAGCUGAAGUCUUCUCUGAUAUGCAACCAUUAAUUCGCUCUGUUCUCGAUGGAUACAAUGUCUGCAUAUUUGCAUAUGGUCAAACAGGAUCAGGAAAGACUUACACCAUGACAGGACCCAGAGAUCUUACAGAGCAAAGCAAAGGUGUAAACUAUAGAGCAUUGAGCGAUUUGUUUCUUCUAGCGGAACAAAGAAAAGACACCUUCUGUUACAAUGUGGCAGUUCAGAUGAUUGAGAUUUACAAUGAACAAGUUCGAGAUCUUCUUGUUAGUGAUGGAAGCAACAAGAGAUAUCCUUCUGCAUCUCCCUCCCCUGCACAAAUUCGCAACAGUUCACAGACGGGUCUAAAUGUACCGGACGCAAACCUAGUUCCAGUAGCAUCAACAUCUGAUGUCAUCUACUUGAUGAACUUGGGACAUCGAAACCGUGCAGUGGGUGCCACAGCCCUCAAUGACCGCAGCAGCCGUUCUCAUAGUUGCUUGACUGUUCACGUCCAAGGAAAAGACUUGACCUCUGGAAAAGUUCUGCGUGGGUGUAUGCACUUGGUUGAUCUGGCAGGGAGUGAGAGGGUAGAUAAAUCUGAGGUUAGAGGUGAUAGACUGAAAGAGGCGCAGCAUAUCAAUAGAUCGCUUUCAGCUCUAGGAGACGUGAUUGCUUCCCUCGCUCAAAAGAAUCCCCAUGUCCCUUACCGGAACAGCAAACUUACUCAACUGCUUCAAGAUUCACUUGGAGGCCAAGCCAAGACGCUAAUGUUUGUUCACAUCAGUCCUGAACCUGAUGCUGUUGGAGAAACCAUAAGCACGCUUAAAUUUGCAGAACGAGUUGCAACCGUAGAACUCGGUGCUGCUCGAGUGAACAAAGAUAGUUCAGACGUAAAAGAGCUUAAAGAACAGGUUGCCUCCCUUAAGGCAGCAUUAUUGAAGAAAGAAGCCAGAGAGCAAACCGCAUAUGGGAGCAACGACAGACACAAAAGAGUAAAGGAAUCUGAGUACUCACCAUUUAAUUCUAACCAGCGUCUUGGAAAUGUUGACCGUGAAAGCAGUAACCUCAGACAACCAAUGGGCGAUGUAGGCAACAUAGAGGUCCGAACAAAUACUUUGUCGAGGCAAACGACACAAAGCUUUGAUCAGGACGAACUAUUGACGAAUUCACCGCCAUGGCCACCCAUCAUUAGUCACAGCCAAAAUUGUGGAGAGCAGGAGAGAGAAAUAGGGUCUGGUGAGUGGGUGGACAAGGUGAUGGUGAACAAGCAGGAUGCUGCAAACAGACUUGACAGCUCUUUAGGUUGCUGGGAAGCAGAGAAUGGGCAUUUCCCUGAAGCAAUGUACCAGAAGUAUCUCUCGGAUCCUAGUAAAGCUUAUUCGCAGCAGUCAUACAACGUGUUCACAGGCAACAGCGGGUUCACCACGUACAAUGCUUCCAGCACAGACGAGAUGGAUGAUCUAGAUGCUGACACCUGUGACUCGUCAGAACCUGAUCUGCUAUGGCAGUUCAAUCAGUGCAAACUCGGCAACAUGGGGAGUGGGAUGGAGCGGAAGAACAAGAAAACAACUUCAUCAACUGCAUCAAGAACUCCAGACUUGAGGCAGCAUAACUCAUCCCCUAUGCUCGGCCCUUCUCCAUCACGGAAAUUGCCAUCCGGCAAUGGAGUUCCAGUGCACCGGAAGGGAAGGCAAACGAUGACUGCCACUGAUGGGAAACGCAAGCCCGGGAACAGAAAAUAGAGGUUCAUCUAGCAGCCAGCCACAACCACGUUCAGAGAGGAUUCCUACCCGAAUAGCACCAAAAAUGAUGUUGAAUAGUGUAUUAAAGUCCACGUACAAGAUCCAGAAAAAAAGGGAAGAAUGAAGAUACCCAGGAAUGGAGGGCAAACUUAAAGAAGGGAGACGCCGGCCACGUGAAGAUGUUGCAGUCGUAGUUGCAGUUUUAUUAUUGAUUCGCCGGUACGAUACAGUUUCACAAUCACGCUGCACAACACAAACAAAUGAGGAGGAGCGCCUAUUCGUACGUGGAAGAAGAAGCGGGAGGUCUUUCUUUCGGAGCCAGGAUGAAAAGACGGCUCAGGAAUUUGUGCCAGGGGGAUGCCUCUACCUCUACACCUCGAAACGACCAAGUCUUCCUCUUCAACAACAGGAGCUCCUGCACCAUCAACCACCGCCGCUGCCGCAGCCGCCUUCACGACGGCGACGACGAGGAGGAGGAUGAGGCCGAGAUUCCGUGUGUCGACAAUAUGAUUAACGGAUUAGCGGUUCCGGCUUGGCAGCAGCGCCCGCCAUCGUCGCCAGCGGCGGGCCGAGCCUCAACAAACCGGACACUGGAGGAGAUGAUUAUGCAGCUGGAACUGGAGGAGGCGGCAGCGGCGGCCAGGAAAGCGGCGGUGACUAGAAGGAUGUCGUGCGUCAACACGAGUUCGGAUCGGGUGCUGAGAUCCGCCCGAAACGCACUGAACCAGUACCCGCCCCGCUUCUCCCUCGACGGCAAGGACGCCAUGUACCGCUCCUCUUUCCUCAACGACGACGAGCCACUCCGCCGCCGCCGCCCCGACCCCAAAAGGCUCGCGAAUUUCGUCGAUCGAAAUCGGGACUGCCACCGUGAUCAGCCGCCUAGGAGAAGUGGAUGCAACGGCGGUGGUGGGAAUGUGGUGUGGUGCAAACCGGGAGUUGUACCGAAGCUUAUGGGUCUUGACGCGAUUCCGGUGCCGGUUAAUUAUUUUCCCGGUCAUAGAGGGCCCUUGUUCUUUUGACGGUGUUUUGGUGAUGUUUACUCUUUGGUUACAGGGAAUUUAGUUGUUAUUAUGCAAUCUAAUUAUGAUUGAAAAUACUUUAGGCUUAUAUUGUGCUAAGAAUGAAUGAAUGAUAAUAGUCAUAUAUUCUAA
This is a messenger RNA of Linum tenue, 4475 nucleotides long. Lineage: Eukaryota; Viridiplantae; Streptophyta; Magnoliopsida; Malpighiales; Linaceae. The record is from the annotation of a GenBank genome assembly.